UUAAAGCCUGGGCUCCAUCUUUCUGACUAGCUGUGUACUGAGGCUGUUCCGGAGCCUUGAGGGGCCCCUGGGUGCCAGGCAGAGGCACAAGUGGGCUGUGACAGAUGGGGCAAGGGUACGGAGCUCAAAGCAGCUGACUGAGUGCCCCAGGGCCAGACAGCUAACCGGGGGCAGAGCCAGGAUCUGAACUCAGGAGCUGCUUGGAGAUGCUGCUGCUGCUGCUGUCCCUGUUGCUGCUGCUGCCACUGGCCGUACUCCUGUGGCGGCCGCGGUCCUGGGAUGCCAGGCAGUCCUGGCUUGUCCGCCUCCAGCACCGUGUGGCGUGGGGGGCCCUGCGCUGGGCAGCCGCCUGGCAGCAGAAGAGACUAGCGCAGAGCACGUUGCACGCGGGCCAGAGCCAGCAACAGGCCCUGAGGCGGUGUCUGCAUGGAGCCCAGGGUCCCCGUUGUACCCUCAGAGGGAGCACAGAUAUAAGCACCUUCCGGAAUCAUCUCCCUCUGACCAAGGCCAGCCAGGCCCAGGAGGAAGAAAGUGGGGGGCAGCCCUUGCCCCCCACCUCAAACUGGUACCAUGGAGAGGCCUCUCUGCAGUAAACAGCAACAAAAACCUCAAAACAAAACUGGGGGACUUCUGUGAUGGUCCAGUGGUUAAGACUCCCCGCUUUCAGUGCAGAGGGUAUGGGUUCGAUCCCUGGUCUCCCCUGGCCUUGGCAUGCCCUGGGCCAGAUGAGCCCCACUGGAGCCAAGGACCCAAGGAUCCUGCUGCUGGAGGCAUUGAGGUCCCCAGGGCUUCGGGCUCUGGAAGCUGGGACAGCCACAGAGCUCCUAGAUGUCUUCUUGGACCUGGAGGCCCACGGGGAAGAGCUGGCUGAGGCCAUCGCUGCUGGGAACCCAGGAGCACCUCUCCCCAGACGGGCAGCUGAGCUGCGGGAGGCCCUGGAGCAGGGAACCCGAGGACUGGCCCUUCGGCUCUGGCCAAAACUGCAGGUGGUGGUGACUCUGGACGCAGGAGGCCAGGCUGAGGCUGUGGCCGCCCUGGGGGCCUUGUGGUGCCAAGGGCUCACCUUCUUCUCACCCGCUUACGCUGCUUCUGGAGGGGUGUUGGGCCUGAGUCUGUGGCCAGAGCAGCCCCAUGGCCUGUACCUUCUGCCCCCUGGAGCCCCCUUUAUUGAGCUGCUCCCACUCAAGGAAGGAACUCGGGAAGAGGCUACCCCCACUGUCCUGCUGCCUGAGGCCCAGAAGGGCAAGGAGUAUGAGCUGGUGUUGACCAACCAUGCCAGCCUCACCAGGUGCCGGCUCGGUGAUGUGGUACAGGUAGUGAGUGUCUACAAUCAGUGUCCAGUCGUCAAAUUCAUCUGCAGGCUGGGUCAGACCCUGAGUGUUCGAGGCGAAGACACUGGUGAGGAUGUGUUCUCUGAGGCCCUGGGCCGGGCCGUGGGGCAGUGGCCAGGGGCCAAGCUGUUGGACCAUGGCUGGGUGGAGAGUAGGAUUCUGGAUUCCUCUGAGGGCUCCGCUCCCCACUAUGAGGUAUUUGUGGCACUGAAGGGGCUGAGGAACUUGUCAGAGGAAAAUCGAGACAAGCUUGACCACUGCCUUCAGGAAACCUCCACUCGCUACAAGUACCUGCGGUUCCGGGGCAGCAUGGGCCCUGCCCAAGUCCACCUGGUGGGGCAGGGGGCCUUCGGGGAACUGCGGGCAGCCCUCGCUGCCUGCCCCUCGGCCCCUUUCCCUCCUGAGAUGCCCCGGGUCCUCAGGCACAGGCCCCUGGCCCAGUGCCUGCAGAGGAGGGUGGUGUCCUGAGCUGAGGCCUGCCCCCGGCCCCGUUCACCCCCAUGGGCUGCCUCGCUCUUUCCUCUGGGGCCCCUCUGGAUGUGGAGCCCUUGGCCAGGGUCUUCAUGUGUCAGCUGCCAGCUGCCCAUGAGAGCUGCUGCCCUUAGGGUUGCCUGAGCUAGUCCAUCAGUUCCGAGGAGUUGACUUCAAGGACAAAGCAGACACCAGCAGCGCGCCACCCGGAGCUCCCAGCCCACCCUAGAGGGCACAGGAGUUCCAAUCCCCGCUGGUAAUGCCUGUGCACCAGGCAGACUGGAAGUGUUGGAAGUUCAGGCUCCCAGGAGUGACCCCCAAUUGGCAUGGAGCAGGGGCUGGUGACCGCAGACCUCAGCUUUGUCGUCCCUCAGUAGAACAGCUCUGAAAUGUAUUCUAUAAGCAUCUCCCUCCAAGGGUCUCCACUAAUUGCCCGCAGUGGUAACUUUCUCAUUAACACGGUUCUUACUGGUUUUCCUCCUGUCUCUCCUGUCCCUCCUCCCACGUGCUUUCUAGGGUCACCUGCCAAAUAAACUUCUUACACCCAGAA
This is a messenger RNA of Odocoileus virginianus texanus, 2352 nucleotides long. Lineage: Eukaryota; Metazoa; Chordata; Mammalia; Artiodactyla; Cervidae. The record is from RefSeq and is a predicted model, not a curated record.